This is a messenger RNA of Micromonas pusilla CCMP1545, 1479 nucleotides long. RefSeq lists its product as uncharacterized. Gene Ontology annotation, molecular function: protein binding. The record is from RefSeq and is a predicted model, not a curated record. NCBI's taxonomy places the organism in Eukaryota, Viridiplantae, Chlorophyta, Mamiellophyceae, Mamiellales, Mamiellaceae. Bases 1 to 1479 code for a protein of 492 amino acids. The transcript has 2 exons.
AUGGCAACACUUGUCACCUCUCUCCUCUCCGCGCACGAGUCGACCAUGUCGGCUAAUACGCACGGUCUCGGUCGCCGUCUGUGCCUUUUACCUAUCUACUCCGGCGACGACCUAGCGGCUAACGGCGAGCUUGAAUCAGCGCUCGGUAAGUACAUCGCCGCCGUGAGUUGCGAUGUGGCACAGCACGGAGAGGCGCAUCCGGACGUAGCGGCGCGGUACGCUAGUGUCGGCGCGUUGUACUGCACCGCCGACGACCCGUCGACUGCAAACGAGUAUCUCGCCGAGGCUAUCCGAGUGGAGGAGUCCACGCGUACAGCGUUUUCUCGCAUCUCCCUAGCAAGAUUCCUCAACGGCCUUGCGACGUGCCGCAUAGCGCUGGGAGAUCCAUUUGGCGCGAGGGCAGUGUACACUCGAGCGUUGGAACACCUUAGAAGGGUGUUACCAAACGACGUCGCGGCAGCAGUAGCGAGAGAGGAAGAGGUUGUUAACCGUACCUUUUUUUGCGAUGAACUUGCGGAAGGCGUAGUGCUCGAAGAAUAUGCGACACAUACAAACAUGGUGGCAAUCCUUGGCGAAGGAGGUACGCUGAACACAGUGGCAGAUGUCUUGAACAACCUUGGCCUGCUGAUGAAGUCUAACAACGCCGUAACAGCUGCAACGCGGCUCUGUGCGCGCGCAGUCUCUCUUGGCACUGUAGCUUUGGGGCGUUCGAGCCCUGCCAACGCACUACGUUUGCGUAACCUUGGCGCGGUGCUCGUCGCGCGUGGGAAGGUGCACGAGGCUGUUCAGCGAUUCACUGCUGCGUACAACGAUUGCUUGCUUUGGUACGGUGAAGAGCAUCCAGAGACAAACGCUUGCCUAGAAUGGUUGAAGUGGGCAAAGGGAAAUCAGGUUGGAGGCCAUGAGGAGAGUGAUGAUAAACCUGAAGGAGUUAUGGCACUGCCUGAGGUGGCUGAGUGGUUUUUGUCGCUGCUGUUCUGUGGUGCCUUUGAUUCGCCACCAAUGAUUGAGGCUGCGGCUGUCGCCGGGAUCGACGCUGUUGACUUAGAUAACUGGCACUCGCGCGAAACGAGCGUUACCACUCCAAACGAAUUUGCUGUACCACUCAGCCCCAACCUCUCGCGCGUCAUUCCAAUAUUUCGUGUUGAGGAGGGACCUUUACACCCCCUCGAUCCACGAGAUGGCGAAGACCUACUGGGACCGUACCAGUCGUACAAAACAACCGUGCCAGGAGGCGAGGCGGGAGCGUUAGUGUGGUCAUCAAUUGCAGCAGAAAUCUCAGAAAUCGCCGACAGUGGCUCGGCAUUUCCGAGAGGGAAGAAUUACAUCACAGACUUUCUGCGACAAGCACCAGAUUGUGGUGACUUAGUUAAAGGGUACGCGCAUAUGCCACGGUCACUUCUCUUGCCCUACUCCGCGUUCUCUGGGUACGGCUCUUCUCGAACAAGGGUGAAUGUAGCGACAAAGAGUCCCUACUGA